AAGAGAGCCGAAUCGCUGUGGUUGCAUUACACAAAAUAGGUAUGGAGCCAAAUGCUAUUUUUAAACCUCUCGAUACGCUUAGUAUUAGUAAAAUGUUUGUGUACCGGGCUCUUAAUCUUUUUCUAUCACAACGAGACCUCCUCUGUUUGUGAUAGAAAAAGAUCUGACCGUCCACAUAGUGUUCGUACGAAAAAGUUCAAAUCAGUAAGGGAAAGAAUUCGGAGAAAUCCUGUCCGAAUCCACUGGAUUGUGAUUUAUGGUCCAUGAUAAUUUGGAGUCCCUAACAAUCCGUACAGAAGUGAAGCACGCAGUGAAGAAUUUUCCCAAAGAAAAAAGAGGGACGAGAUUUGAGUAGAUUGGAUUGAUUUUGGGACAAGUAGUGACCUCUGUCUUCAUCAUCAUUCAUGCUUGCAUUACUGGUCCCAGACUCUUCGAAGAGUCAGGCAAGCGCUAUAAUAUUAUCGUGAGCACACACAUAUUCAAAUGAGGUUCAAGAUAUAACAAGCGUUACUAUGUUUGUUCAGUUCACUGUGGCUUCAGGAUCCAUUUGUGCAAUAUUAUGCAGCCUUUUAUUGCCUAAAACGUUUGGUGAACUUAUGUCAUUAUUACUUUUCAUGUCUACUUAUGCGGUUGUGGUGAUUCUAGAGAUUUUUAUUCCUUCUUACCUAGAAACACAGCUCCGCUAUCGAAGUCAAAAACUAGUCAACGCAGCUUACUGCUCGGAGUGGAUAGCUAGAUCAGAAAGUUUUAAGCGAAGCCUUAAGCUUUUCAUGUUACGGGCCAACAAUCCCAUCGACUUCAGUGGAUGUGGACUUUUUCCUUUAACCUUGGAUACGUUUACUUCGCCAAAAACAUUUGGUGCGCUCAUGUCUAUGCUACUUUAUAUGUCACCAUAUGCAUUUGUGAUGAUAUUACAAAUAUUUGUACCAGCUUACCUAGGCACGCAACUGCGCUAUAGGAGUCAAGAUCUAGUCAACGCAGCUUACUGCUCGGAGUGGAUAGCUAGAUCAGAAAGUUUCAAGCGAAGCCUUAAACUUUUCAUGUUACGGGCCAACACUCCUAUCGUCUUCAGCGGAUGUGGACUUUUUCCAUUAACUUUGGAUACGUUUACUUCGAUAAUGAAAACCGCAUAUUCAUUUUUCACGGUAGUGAGAAAUGUCCAAAGUGCCGAAAAGUAAUAUAUUCAAUUAAUAUGUAUUUAUGUAUGCCAUUCUUAUAUAUAAGUGCGUCCUCGUCUUUAAUAUCAAAACCGUUUAGAACAACAUAGGUUAUAUUGCCCAUAAUUAAAGGACACGGCUGAAUUCUAUUAGACCGCCUUAUAACACCGCCUCUUAUGACAUCGCUUUGUAUAUAUAUAUAUCUGUAAGCGAUGUAGCGCUGACUACUGAUAUUUUCAGAGAAUUAUAUCUGUUAGAUACGUCAUGUAUUGAUAACAUUUGAAUAUGUGAGGGCAGUAUCUCCUUUCCACAUCUGGCACACUAAAGACAUUAAGAUCGCAAAAGCAAAGGAAAACGACUCGAGUUUAGAGUAUUGUAUUUCUCAGAAACAAAAUAUUCGAGUAUUUAUAAUCGAAGCCCAAAGCCUUUCUCAUUUCCCUUCAAUCAGUUUGUUACUUAUCUGAACACAAGACGCACCAAAACAUAUUGUUGAGUUAUAAAAAGAAAGUUAGAAAAAGAAAACAAAUUACUAUAUAAGACAAAUCGCAUAUUAUAUCAAAGCUUGAGAUUGGAAUUCUCAACAAAGGCUUGGCCGCGAAAUUUGGUGUAUGACACUAUCACACAAAAAAAAUUGAAACAUUUUAGGAGAACAAUUUAUUAAAAAUGAAACGAGCAAGAACAACGAAGCAUACGAAGAUUGAGGAAGAUUUGCUAAAGUGGUUUAAAUAUUAAAGGACGAAUAAUGUGCUAAUAAAUAGACCAAUUCUUCAAAGAAAAGCAAACGAUUUUGUUCAGCGUUUUGGUGAAGAAGUCGUUUCCUCGUCCAGUCGGAUUCAACGUUUGCAGGCACGGUAUCAUCAGCGGAAAACGGGGACAUGCAGGUUUCCCACAACUCUUGACAAUAUCCUCAGAUGAUGCGACUGAUGAUGAGGACGAUAUUACUUUGGCUCAAUUGGCCCAAAAUUUAAGAGCUGCUUUUUUUUUGAAGCUGAGGCUUCAGUAGAAGAUAAAGCAGUUUAUUAAUGAAGAAGAAACUACUGAAGAAUAUAGUAUUGUCUUUUGUUAACAUAGCUUUUACACAUUAAGAGAACAUUUUUUAAACGGAUUGAAGCUAUGUAUUAUUAUUAAAAACUUGUAAUUAUUUACAUUAUUUAAAAUUAUUUUAAAAUUUACUGAAGAAUAUAUUUUAUAAGUGCAACAGGAAAAUGAAAAACUGGAUUAUACCGAAGAACAAUUUACAGAGCCAACUUUGAAUGAUGGUGUCUCAAUGCUGUAUAUUACGAAAAAAAUACUUUUUAAUAAACAGUGUGUGACGUGCGGGGCAAUUAUGACAAUACUUUAAUUAAAAUUCAGCGUGAAUUACAAAGUGCGUACGUACGUACUACAGAAGUGUUUCAAACAAACCAAAAUAACAGAUUUUGUCAAUGUAGAUGUUUUCUA
Molecule: messenger RNA, 2597 nt
Organism: Pieris brassicae (large cabbage white)
Lineage: Eukaryota; Metazoa; Arthropoda; Insecta; Lepidoptera; Pieridae
Product: odorant receptor 59a-like
Exons: 8
Coding region: 513-1178 (221 amino acids)
Biological process (GO): detection of chemical stimulus involved in sensory perception of smell; sensory perception of smell
Cellular component (GO): plasma membrane
Molecular function (GO): olfactory receptor activity; odorant binding
Source: RefSeq, a predicted model, not a curated record